UCGUCCGCAUUCAACACAAUUCCCUUCAUUGUGAUCCAAACAUGGGGGCCAAGGUGUUGGCGAUAGCCUUUGUCUUGCUCCUUCUAACCUUCGAAAAAAAUGCUUUCACAAUGGCUGCUGACCCAGGAACAAGGAAUGACAGGGCUGAACCGCCACCAUCUCAAGAAAAUGGUUUUGAUGCAAGUUCUUACGCGGAACAUUGGGGCAGAAAUCCUUCAGCUUCCGAAAAAAAUGGUUUUGAUGCAAGUUCUUAUGCGGAACAUUGGGGUAGAAAUCCUUCAGCUUCCGAAGAAAAUGGUUUUGAUGCAAGUUCUUAUGCGGAACAUUGGGGCAGAAAUCCUUCAGCUUCCGGUUCUCUUGUUCCUGGAGCGCAAACAAGACACUGGCACAUAAAAGUUAAAACUGGCAUGUUGUUCUUGAAGAAGAUUUUGCAUGUUGGCACCAUACUACCAGAAGGCACCAUGUUUGCACGAGCUGAUAUGCCAAAGCCUGAUAGUUCAGUCUCUACCCCAUUGGAGCCAAAGUAUUUUGCAACAAUUGUAUCGCGCUUCAAGAUACCUUACAACUCCUUGAAGGCAAAGCAGGUAGCCGAGACCCUUCGUUCAUGCGUCAAGCCUAUUGACAGGGAGGAGCCUCACGUGUGCACCUCAUCUCGCAAAGCAAUGUCAAGGUUUGCCACUACGUCUUUAGGAUCAAACCUCACACAAGCAGCCUUCACAAGGAUUCAUGGGCAUGAAAGCCCCACAACUAGGUACGUUGUGGCACAGAUCGCCCAACUCAGCAAUCAUACGGUGGCGUGCCACCCUAUGGAUUUUCCAUAUGAGGUGUUUUAUUGCCAUCGGCCAAAAGAAGUGCAGGCUUUGAGGGUGCAACUCAAUGAUAUGAAAAAUGGCAUGACACGCGUUACAGCUACCGUCAUGUGCCACAUGAACACAUCCAACUGGGACAAGGAGUACUUUGAAUUGCUGGGCGGAGAGCGCGGUGAACCAGUUUGCCAUUAUAUGCCUCAGAAUUACAUCAUGUUCUAUUAGUUAAAUAAAUUGUUGGCACUAGAUUCUGGUAGUUUCUUGGCUGCUACAAACCGGCAAUUGUGGCCAUGUAUGCGAAAUAACUAUUUUCGAAUAAGAAUUACCUUUAUGUACUGCAAGGGUUUGAGUUGUAAGA
Lolium perenne is the source of this 1164-nucleotide messenger RNA. Lineage: Eukaryota; Viridiplantae; Streptophyta; Magnoliopsida; Poales; Poaceae. The record is from RefSeq and is a predicted model, not a curated record.